AUUAAAUAUUAAUCUUCAGCAGAAGAAAUGUUCACAGCCACGGUGAGCAGCUCUGAUAUGAAGUCUGGCACCAUAAGCCUCGGCCAUCCUCAGUGUGUUUGCUGCUACCAGAAUAACUUCAGUUUAUUACAAAGUGAUCGUCAACAGAUGGUUGUUUUUACUUUGAGUCUCUGAACAAACAUGUGGGGCAGCUGGAAAACGACUUUUGAUGGAGCUCUGAUUGAUCUAAAAACAUUUUAGGAGAGAAAUGAGUGUGAAAAGUCGCCGCGCAGAGCUGGUCACGACGGGGAAUGUGUGAGGUUUGGAGGCUCCCCAAACAAAAUGCAGAGAGCAUCAGAGCUCUACAUGACCUGAACAUGAAGAGACACAAGUCCGCUAUCGGCUCCCUUCACUGUCAGCCUUCAGCUCUUCUCCCACAUUUAGUUUAGAGUGUUUUAUCGAUGAGGAGAAAACACAAGUGGCACGGCGUUCAGACUGCACAGAGGAGCCACGGGCUGGGUUGAGUCUCCACGGUUCUCAUGGUGUGUUUAAGUGCAGCCUCGCUGCUCUGAGCUCUCCAACAGUCCAGUCACACUCUCGUGUUGUCCUGAGUACGAACGGAAGACAAGAUGGCAGAAGUAGCUCCAGCUCCAGCCGCCGCUCCGGCGAAAGCGGCCAAGAAGAAGGCGGCGACCAAACCGAAGAAGGCUGGCCCCAGCGUCAGAGACCUCAUCGUCAAGUCUGUGUCCGCAUCCAAGGAGCGCAGCGGCGUGUCUCUGGCCGCCGUCAAGAAGGCUCUGUCUGCCGGAGGUUACGAUGUGGAGAAGAACAAGGCCCGCGUUAAGGUCGCCAUCAAGGCUCUGGUCGCUAAGGGGACUCUGGUCCAGACCAAGGGCACCGGGGCAUCCGGCUCCUUCAAGAUGAACAAGAAGGCUGCUGAGCCCAAAGCCAAGAAGCCGGUCAAGAAAGCCGCUCCUAAAGCCAAGAAGCCCGCAGCCAAGAAACCCGCAACACCCAAGAAGCCCAAGGCAGCAGCAGCAAAGAAGCCGGCAGCCAAGAAAUCCCCCAAGAAAGUCAAGAAGCCCAAGGCCGUGGCAGCCAAGAAAGCAGCUAAGAGCCCCAAGAAGCCCACCAAGAGCCCCAAGAAAGUGGCACCCAAGAAGGCCCCUGCAGCCAAGAAAGCUCCCGCUAAGAAGGCUGCCAAGCCCAAAGCCAAGAAGGCAGCACCCAAGAAGAAGUGAGCUGUCUUCACUCACAACUAACGACAACAAACGGCUCUUUUAAGAGCCAACCACAUCAUUCAUAAAGA
Larimichthys crocea (large yellow croaker) is the source of this 1288-nucleotide messenger RNA. RefSeq names its product histone H1. Gene Ontology annotation, molecular function: DNA binding; structural constituent of chromatin. Bases 609 to 1220 code for a protein of 203 amino acids. The transcript has a single exon. Gene Ontology annotation, cellular component: nucleosome. Gene Ontology annotation, biological process: nucleosome assembly. The record is from RefSeq and is a predicted model, not a curated record. NCBI's taxonomy places the organism in Eukaryota, Metazoa, Chordata, Actinopteri, Sciaenidae.